CAGUCCAUUCAUAGCUUUGCUUAGAUAACUAUCAAGAUAAUAAUAGUUUUUAACACGUUGUAAUUCCGAUAAAUACCGCUAACACGGCUAUUUUUUAGACCAGUGCUAAGUAAGAAUUUCGGCAUAUAAAUCUCUGAUAACAACAUUGUGCCAUUAAUCAAUGCCAACUCUCUUUGGUCUGAAAUUCCGAUCAUCGAUUUGUUUUUCGAAAGUGUUGUCAACGUGUUGAGAAAAAUGACACUCAAUACGGAAAAUGUUACCAUUAUGGAGUCGCCCAAAGGGACAGCAGUUCAUGCACUCUUGAACCAAACUCAAUUAACCAGAGUGCAGAAGUUUUAUGACGCAAAACAUAUUAUGAUCACUGGAGCUACUGGUUUCGUAGGAAAAAUCCUGAUAGAGAAACUUCUUCGUAGCUGUCCUGGUGUUGAGAAACUGUACCUUCUGGUGCGACAGAAGAAAGGGAAGGAUGUAUUUGAAAGGAUUGACCAAGUCUUCCAAGAACCUAUAUUUGAUCGUCUCAAAGAGCAACAACCGAAAUUCCGUCACAAAGUGAUGGUCGUGUCAGCAGACUUCGAGCAACCUGGGUUGGGGCUGGCCGUGACUGAUAGACAGAUGUUGAUUGGAAAGAUUAACAUAAUCUUCCACGGAGCGGCGACAGUUAAAUUUGACGAGCAUCUACGAAAAGCAAUCAAUAUUAAUGUCAGGGGUCCACUAAAUCUACUUAAGCUAGCCAGGGAGAUGAAGAACCUAGAUGUCCUGAUGCACGUAUCGACAGCGUUCUCCAACUGUCAUCUUUCACAUGUAGAAGAAAAGUUCUAUACUUUCGAUGAUGACUGUCAAAAAUUGUUUGAGAUAAUAGACAAGUUAUCUCUUCAAGAAAUUGAGGACUUACUGCCUGGGAUCUUAAAAGGUUGGCCCAACACUUACACAUUUACAAAAGCCCUCGCAGAGAAAGAGUUAAGAGCAAAUGCUUCUGGGAUUCCUAUUGCUAUCUUUAGACCUGCUAUUGUUGUUUCCACAUACAAAGAACCUAUUAGCAGUUGGCUGGACAACACUUACGGCCCGACAGGAGUAACUAUAGGAUUUGGUACUGGAGUUCUUCGAGUUCUGCACUGCAAUCCAGAGGUUUCAGCGGACCUGGUGCCUGUGGAUAGUUUGGUCAACUGCUUGGUAGUAGCGGCUGAAAGGGUCCAUGCUACAUAUAAAAUGAGACCUCCCCCGCCGGAUCCUCCAAUCUUCAACUACGUGAGCUCUCCUGACAACAGGAUCACCUGGGGCCAGUACAUCAUCAAGAGUAUCGACUCAUUUGAGCAAUAUCCUAUGUUGAAUGCCGUCUGGUACCCCACGUUCACAUUGACAAAGUACGCCUUACUGUACAACAUCUACGAUUUCUUCCUUCACGUGGCUCCUGCUGCCUUUUUAGAUGUAUUGAUGUUAUGUGCGGGAAAAAAACCGAAAAUACUGAAAAUAUAUAAGAAAGUGCACAAAAUGUGUGCAGUGGUAGUGUACUUUCUCACACAUCAAAUAACAUUCUGCAAUAAAAACACACAAGAAUUAUGGAGCUUCACAAGUGACGGUGACAAGGAGAUAUUUCCAUUCAACAUGCAAGAUCUGAAUUGGGAUGAGUAUCUGGACUCCUAUUUGGUGGGGAUUCGGAGGUAUUUGUGCAACGAGACAGAUGACAUGCUGUGCCAGGCCAAGAUCAAGCGGAGAAGGUUGUACUAUCUACACCAAAUAAUGAAAAUCAUUUUAUGCACGCUAUUUGUCUUUACUCUAUGGUCCAGCUUUAAUUUAUGGUAGAAUAAAAUUUUAUUUACAGAACUGCUUCUUAUUACAU
Messenger RNA from Plodia interpunctella (Indianmeal moth), 1837 nucleotides. RefSeq names its product fatty acyl-CoA reductase wat-like. The transcript has 14 exons. Gene Ontology annotation, biological process: long-chain fatty-acyl-CoA metabolic process. Bases 235 to 1800 code for a protein of 521 amino acids. The record is from RefSeq and is a predicted model, not a curated record. Gene Ontology annotation, molecular function: alcohol-forming very long-chain fatty acyl-CoA reductase (NADP+) activity. Lineage: Eukaryota; Metazoa; Arthropoda; Insecta; Lepidoptera; Pyralidae. Gene Ontology annotation, cellular component: peroxisome.